UGUAAAUAAAUAUUUUGGACGCCCGCCAUUCCGUACGCGUGUCCACAGUCGGUUGUCCGGUCAAACACGAGUCGUCAAAGUCGCGCUAAACACAUAACAUACAUAUAUACAUUAGUGCGUACUACUCGUCGGCGAUCGCUAAAAAGUUUUAAGUAAUGUGUUAGCUUAUAUUCCGUGCGGCAAAAACAUUUUCGUUUCGAGUAUUUACAUAAUAAAGUACCAAGUAAAGUAAAAAACAAAUAGUACAACAUGACGACCACCGAUGUGCGCAAAAGAAAACUGGCUACGGAUGAUAAACCGUCACAGGGCAACCGCCGGAAAGGCAGCGGCUCCGUCACUGGCAGCGGCGGAGGGAGUCGCGGUCCCAGCGGCCUCAAGAUAUCAUUUUUGUGCCUGAUUGUGUCUGUGAUCCUCCUACUCUUUGUCUUUGGUGUGUAUCAUAUGUAUUUUGUUCAUGAAGAGCCUGCCAAAGUUGUACUAACCAAACCUUCUGAAUUUCCCACUGUCACCGUGCCCUUCUCGCAAAUUGAACCCCAUUUGCCGCAUCAACCCAUCGUUUCCCGUUCCUCUACCUCGAAACCGAAACGGAAAACAAAAACCAAAACUGAAACGGAAUCUGCUAACAAUGCAGGCUUUAUCUCAGAGAAUGCCAGUCCGUAUCUGGCCCGUCUGGCCUCGAAGUUUGGCUAUAGCAAAGUACAGUACGCAGCCAUCAUUGAUGCAGGAUCGACAGGGAGUCGGGUGCUGGCCUACAAGUUUAAUCGUAGCUUUAUAGAUAAUAAGCUGGUGCUGUACGAGGAGCUUUUCAAGGAGCGCAAGCCGGGCCUCAGCUCAUUUGCCGACAAUCCUGCCGAGGGAGCGCACUCCAUCAAGCUUCUGCUGGACGAAGCUCGUGCCUUCAUACCCAAGGAGCAUUGGUCAUCCACGCCGCUGGUCUUGAAGGCCACCGCCGGACUGCGACUGCUGCCCCAGAGCAAGGCGGAGAACAUCCUCAAUGCUGUGCGUGAUCUGUUUGCCAAGUCGGAGUUCAGCGUGGAGAUGGAUGCCGUAGAGAUCAUGGAUGGCACCGACGAGGGCAUUUUCAGCUGGUUCACCGUCAACUUCCUGCUGGGUCGCCUCUCAAAAACCAACCAGGCAGCUGCCUUGGACUUGGGCGGCGGCAGCACCCAAGUCACCUUCUCCCCGACAGAUCCCGAGCAGGUUCCCGUCUACGACAAGUACAUGCACGAGGUGGUCACCUCCAGCAAGAAAAUCAAUGUGUUCACGCACAGCUAUUUGGGAUUGGGCCUGAUGGCCGCCCGCCAUGCCGUCUUCACCCACGCCCACAAGAAGGAGGAUACACUGCUGGAGAGUGUGUGCGUCAAUCCCAUCAUUGCCAAUCGCACUUGGACCUACGGGAAUGUCCAGUACAAGGUAAGCGGCAAGGAAAACAGCAAGUCCAGUGCAGCCGAGCAGCCAAUUGUCGACUUUGAGGCUUGCCUUGAGCUGGUCAAGAGCAAGGUGAUGCCGCUGGUCAAGCCCAAGCCGUUCACCCUUAAGCAGCAUGCGGUGGCCGCAUUCAGCUACUACUUUGAGCGUGCCAUUGAGUCGGGUCUUGUGGAUCCGUUGGCCGGCGGGGAGACCACUGUCGAGGCCUAUCGAAAAAAGGCGCAAGAGAUCUGUGCCAUUCCCAAUGACGAGCAGCCGUUUAUGUGCUUCGAUCUGACCUUCAUAUCUACGCUGCUUCGCGAGGGAUUUGGCCUCAACGAUGGCAAGAAAAUUAAGCUUUACAAGAAGAUCGAUGGUCACGAAAUCUCCUGGGCCCUGGGCUGCGCCUACAACGUGCUGACCAGCGAUGAGAAGUUCAGUAAUUCCUAAUGCUCCUCCAUUAGUCCGUAGAUGACAGACGACAGAAUACAUUUUAAAUCAGAUUGCUAGCUGAAAUUGUUUAUAGAGUGCCUUAGACGUGCAUCGAGUAUACCACAUAAUAUACUACAC
Drosophila miranda is the source of this 1977-nucleotide messenger RNA. It is a transcript of the gene NTPase, whose product is annotated as ectonucleoside triphosphate diphosphohydrolase 5. Gene Ontology annotation, biological process: nucleoside diphosphate catabolic process. Gene Ontology annotation, cellular component: membrane. NCBI's taxonomy places the organism in Eukaryota, Metazoa, Arthropoda, Insecta, Diptera, Drosophilidae. The record is from RefSeq and is a predicted model, not a curated record. The transcript has 3 exons. Gene Ontology annotation, molecular function: UDP phosphatase activity; GDP phosphatase activity. The coding region runs from base 250 to 1857 and encodes 535 amino acids.